AUGGUGUCAUUUGUGAACGGAGAGCGCGGCUCCGAGGCCGUUUACAAACGGAGACGGACGGCCGGCGCGUCCCCUCCAACAGAAGCGCACGCAACUGACCGGCAACCUCAGACCGGCCGGCACAGAAAGCAGACGCUCGUGUCCAAGUUGAGCGACUCCGGUUUUGAGGAAGACCUGGGACUCUCUCCGGUUUGCUCCCUGGCUCGGGUAGAUGCGUCCCCGCUGCGUUCGCACCAGCCUCCCGCGGGACAGCUGUCCAGCUGGUACCUCCAGUACGGCGACGUCGGGUUCCAGAUCCAGAGAGACAAAGAGGCGCAGUUUCAUUCCUGCAAAAGCUUGGCACGCCAGCCACAACUGACUGCGGAGGCCCGGUGUAAGCUCGUCAGCUGGCUCAUCCCCGUCCACAAGCACUUCCAUCUGUCCUUCGAGUGCUGCUGCCUGGCGGUGAACAUCAUGGACCGGUUCAUGGCGUCCACGCCGGUGGCCGCGGACUGCUUCCAGCUGCUGGGCGUCACUGCGCUCCUUCUGGCCAGCAAACAGGUGGAGGUGAGCUCGCCGCGGAUCGGCCACCUCUUGGCGCUGUGCUGCGACUCGUUCACCAAGGAGCAGCUCUGCAACCUGGAGUGUCUCGUCCUCCUCCGCUUGAACUUCCACCUCGCCGCGCCCACGCUGGCCUUUUUCCUGGACUUUUACGCCAACUGCGUCUACGCGGAACAGCUCGAAGCCGAGUGCGCAGGCGGCGGCGGCGGCGGCGGCGGCGGCGGUUUUGCGCGCACGAACGCGGACGCGAAAAGAUCCGGGCGGCGCGGUAACCUCGCGCGCAAGGUGUGCGAGUUGAGUCUGGCGGACUACGCCUUCAACAGAUACCCGCCGUCCCUGACCGCUCGCUGCGCGCUGAGGAUAGCCGGCGAGUCACUGGAAGGUGAGCCGGAGGACCAGUGGGGCGGUUUUGUGGGCGAACCGUGCACCCAACCAUCCUGGAGCCCCGAGAUCUGUGACGUGGAAGCGAAGGGCCACAUCCUGUCCCUGUUGAGUCAGGGGAGCCGCGACCACACACUGGCCCAGGAGUGCAGGGACAACCUGAGGCUGCUGGUGUCGUUAAACCAGGAGUCACUGGAAGUGAUGUCUGCCGUGUGA
Molecule: messenger RNA, 1137 nt
Organism: Anoplopoma fimbria (sablefish)
Lineage: Eukaryota; Metazoa; Chordata; Actinopteri; Perciformes; Anoplopomatidae
Product: cyclin-O
Exons: 3
Coding region: 1-1137 (378 amino acids)
Biological process (GO): mitotic cell cycle phase transition; regulation of cyclin-dependent protein serine/threonine kinase activity
Cellular component (GO): cytoplasm; nucleus; centrosome
Molecular function (GO): cyclin-dependent protein serine/threonine kinase regulator activity
Source: RefSeq, a predicted model, not a curated record